CAACAGCGACAAAAGGUUCCUGGUUUACCCACGCGGUGCUUUGCUAGCAAACCUAAAAAUUGAAGCUCUUUUGACCAAUCUUGUGUAUAUUACUCUUUGUGUUUUGAACAUAAUUCUGUUUACCUAUCAACUGGUUCAUUUAAACGUAAUUGGCUUGUUAAAUUAGCAAAUGUGUUCCAUUGAUACUGCACUAGGCUAAUCUCCCGGAGCAUAAACUCACUAAUCUAGACGGAGAUAGAAACUGGUGAAAGGAGGCAAAGAAGCUUGAAGAAUGAAUAAGGAGGCGAUCACAUUGAAACAAGAGGAUGAUAUUACAGUGAAAGAGGAAUAUGGGAACGAGGUUGUCAAAGUGGAAAAAGGGGUAGGAGCUUUCAGAAUCAAGAAGGAGGAAGAACCUUUUGAAGUAAAAGAGGAGGAUUUCUCAAUAAAAGAGGAAGACGAGACCGAACAUCCGAUUACCACCAGAGAGAGACAUGACUAUCGUGGAUCCUCUGGGGAACCUCAACAGCCUCAUGAAGCUGAAGAGGCAGAGAAGAGUCUCUCCACAUCAGAACACCAGAUGGACAACGCUGGCCGUUCCGUCCUCCCGGAGUCACAGUGUCGUGCCUCUCCCGGGAUGAAGAGGUUGUCUCUGCUGCUGGUGGACUGCAGGAAAGCAACGGGGCUGAGUGGAACUGUGAGAGGAGGAGGAGGAGAGAAGAACGGUUCAGAUUUGACACAUAAAAAAAUUGAGAGUGACACAGAAGGAAUGGAUGAGGACUCUGUGAGUGAUCUGAGUUUUGAUUCCAGCGCGGAUGAAAUGUUUUUGGAAGAAGAAGAUCCACUUUUCGAUCAUGGCACUGACCCCGACUGGGAGCCCCCAGUGCCAAUUUGUCCAUCCCCCUCUGAAGCUGGUUCAUCCAGCUGUACCCCUGCUGUCUCUGGCUCCACACCUCCCGGGCCAUCUAGAGGUGUGAAGAGGAAGAGGGGAAGUGUGCCAUCCGCUAACAGAGGGACAGAAUGGCGUUGGCACACCGUCCUAGAAGACGAUGUGGAGCCACCCCAACCAACCUUUAGGCCGAAAAGGAAGCCAGGACCUCAGCUAAACAUGACUGCUACGUACAGCCCCCUUCAGCUUUUUCAGCUGUUCUUCACCCAAUCCGUUGUAGAGUCGCUCGUGUCUAACACGAAUAAGAAUGGGAAGAAGAAGCAAGCAGGCAAAACGGCAGCAUGGAAGCCCAUAUCCACGGCAGACUUUUUCUGCUACCUUUCUCUGGUCAUCUACAUGGGGCUGGUGAGGCUGAAAAGCCUGAGGGACUACUGGAAAACGUCAUCUCUGUACCAACUGCCUUUCCCCUCGACUGUUAUGUCCUGCAAAAGGUUUCUGGAUCUCUCCCAGGCGCUUCACAUCAGUGACCCAAAGGUUGAUGAAGAGAAUGAGAAGAAGAGAGGCACAGCGAGGUUUGAUACACUGUGCAAAAUUAAACCUCUCUACCACAGCAUUGUCGAGGCCUGCAAGACGUACUUUCAGCCAGCCCAGAACGUGUCAAUCAAUGAGAGGAUGGUGGCCUCAAAGGACAGCAUUGGCCUCCAGCAGUACGUGAGAAACAAACCAACCAAGUGUGGUCUGAAGCUGUUUGUGUUGGCUGAUUCUGAGUGUGCCUACACGUGCAAUUUCUUGGUCUACGAGGGGAAGAACAGUUUCGCUUACGGUAAGGAACUCAGCUAUGCCUCUGUAAUGGUGUUAUUGGAUUUUCAACUGCUCGGGAAGGGCUACAAACUGUUUGUGAAUAACUUCUACACAAGCCCUGCCCUGUUUGCAGACCUUAGGAAGCGGGGAGUGUGGGCUUGUGGCACCAUUCGUACCACCAGGGAGGGCUUCCCGAAGACGAAGGUGAACGACAUGCCUAAGCGGGCUGAGCGGGGGACCAUGCGAUGGAUCCGUGAAGAUGGCCUGCUGUUUGUGAAGUGGAUGGAUGCCAGAGAGGUGGUGAUGUGCUCCACUAUCCACAAGUCCUUCAGUGAGGAUUAUGUUGUCAGGCGUGUGAAGGACGGUGCCGGGGCGUGGACCACCAAAAAUGUCCCCAUUCCUGCAGCCAUCAAGGACUACAACCAGAGCAGAGGAGGUGUAGACUUGUCAGACGCGCUUAUAGGCUACUAUAAUGUUCUACACAAGACAAUGAAAUGGUACAAGACAUUGUUUUAUCAUUUCAUUGACAUUGCUGUGGUGAAUUCCUUCAUCCUACACAAGGAAAUGGCUAAGAGCUGUGGACAGCCCCCCAUCUCACAGCUAGUCUUCAGGGAGCUGCUCAUCAAGGAGCUUGCUGCCUACAGCAAGUCCACUGCAUCACAUUCUGCCACCUCUGCCGCCUCUACUCCUGCCUCCAGUGGUGUUCAUAUACCACAGUUCAUUACUGCAGGCGUGACUGUACCUCAGAGGCAAAGGGACGGAGCAUGGAGGCGUCGUUGUGUUCUUUGUCACAUGAAGUCCCCCAUCAUCUGCACCAGUUGUUCAGUUUGCCUCUGCUUUGUAGCAGAAAGAGACUGCUAUGGGACAUGGCACAGGCAGAAAAAUAUUCUGUUCUAAUAUUUAAAAAUAUAUAUAUAUAAUUUUUAUUGUGUGUUAGAAUAGAUUUUUGAUAAGUUGUAUAUAGUUAUUUGCACUGUUGUAUAUAGUUAUAGGUCAUUUCACCAAUUCGGCCACUUGGGUACAUUUGGGCAACCUGUGUGGGACACCUGGGUGACUUCAUGCUAAAUGUCAUGUAGCUCACCCAUUCCUGAAGUUUUCAGUCUGAAACUUUGCACACCCACAGUUGCCCUCUUGUGUUAUCCAUCACAAUUAUCUCCAGCAUCCUAUCUGACUGUGUGGCUAUUGCAGUACAUAUGAAAGAUGAUGAU
Molecule: messenger RNA, 2877 nt
Organism: Oncorhynchus masou masou (cherry salmon)
Lineage: Eukaryota; Metazoa; Chordata; Actinopteri; Salmoniformes; Salmonidae
Product: piggyBac transposable element-derived protein 4-like
Exons: 5
Coding region: 272-2566 (764 amino acids)
Source: RefSeq, a predicted model, not a curated record